AUUCACGCGCCGGUGCGCGCACCGGUGACGACACGACCGUUGCGCGCACCGAACCGCCCGGACGUCGUCGCCCGGAUUCACGGGGGCUUUGUUUGUUUUCCAGGCGUCUGAAACGCCGUGCGAACGACCCGACCGACCGGUCUCACUCGCUCCGCGUCCGCCGCCGGUCGUCCGCGCGACGUUUUUCCUCUUCCGGGCGCGCACCGCUGCGCGGUACGGUCCGCCGGCCGAAUAUCGCACCCGUCUAAUCAAUUCCGUGCCAGCCCACCGCACCGCUCCGCUCCUCGGAGCCGAGACCUGGGAGACUGAUACCGCGGCGAUCGGUAGUUUAGUAUGAGACUCAUACUAAUCGUGCUGCGACCGAGGGAUGCGUGAAAACUCAAUACUGCGAAUGAUCCAGUGACAGCUCGCGGACGUCGGUGAAUCCAGUGACGACGAGUCAUCCGGUCGUUCGAGACGCUCACGGUUUUCUUUUGCUCCUCUCCGGUUAGCUGCUGCGUUUUUCGUCGUUUCCGCCGUUUCAUCGUCUCGCCGUCGCCGUUUUCGUCGUCGUCGAUCACUCAGCAUCGGUAUGAACUCCGCCCCGCCGUAGUGGUCAUGCGUCGCGUCGCCACCAGGUACGCUAUCCUAACACUGUUUCUGUCCCUCGUCAUCAGGUGUUGUCGGGCGUCUCCACCGGCCCGUGUAGCUGACGACACGAUUUGUACGAGAUAGACGGAUCGUGCACGCAUUACCUACCCUUAUUGUUUCUGUCGUGUUUACACACACCGUAUCGGCCGGAACGCUGUCGUCGACUAGAUCUCUCAUCGCUACAACAAUGGAUUUGCGCAACAUUUUUUGAGGAUAACGUUCAAUAUUUAUCUGCAUUAUGGCUACCGCAAAUGAAAAUUCAAUAAACGCUGAAAGUUCUCAAAAUGAAGCCAAAGGACAUCAGAAUAGUGAUAAAGAUACUGUAAAGAAAACUCCAAAAAUGGAGUUAAGUAAGUCUGAUCUAUUAAAGCUUUUAAGCUAUUUAGAAGGUGAACUCCAAGCAAGAGAUAUCGUUAUUGCAACUUUAAAGUGUGAAAAAGUAAAAUUUAUGUUAAAAAAUAGAGUUAGUGAUCGUGUUGUUAAAGAUCCACUAGCAGCUUUACAACGUGAUUGCUUUGCUACCUUUGAAACAAAUAAUGAUAGUCUUUCAUAUCAACAAUUAGGCUCGCUUGAAAAUCUUGUAUUACAGCAAAGAAAAACUCAUUUGAGGAUUGCCAAUGUCUUAAAAGAUAAUCAAGUGAUGCAUCGUAAGAUAUUAGAUCUGGAGCGAUUAAAAAAACAACAGUUACAGUUUGAAUAUAAGAAGUUGAACAAUACUUAUGAAGAAGAACGAUUAAAACACAAACAAAUUGUGUUGUUUUUACUUGCUGAGAGAAAAAAAAUUGUAAUGAAAUAUAUUGAAGAAAGAAAACGUUCUGAAGAUCUUGGACAAAUAUUAAGUGAAGAAAAAACUAAAAUUGAUUCAAUGGCUGAAGGACUAGAAGAAGAAAGUAAAAAGUCAUUACAGAUGGAAGCAGAAUUAGAAAAACAAUUGGCUUUAUUUGAUUCGGAAAGCAAAAAAAUGAUGGCAGCUUUAAGUUCAGAAGAAAAAAAAGCAAGUGUUUUAGAAGCAGAAUUGGCAAAAUGUCAAAGUGAGAUAAUAUCAUUAGAAAAAGAACUAAGUGAAGCACUUCAAAGUAAUUUGCUGGAGCUUUCCAGUAAAUCUCCAGGCAUUAGAAUGAUGUCCUCUCCUAGUGAUCCAAUAACCAGUAGUGUUGCAAAAGUGGUUCAACCUACAGCAACUGCGUCAAGUGUUCGAGUUUCUGGUCCAAUGACUGGAAUUGCUCGAUCAGUAAAUCCUGGUCAAAGUUUGCGUUGUUUGAAACCAAUAAGUGGUAAAACUAAUGAUAUACAGGUAGAUAAACCUCAAGAUGAUGAAGAUUGUUCUACACCUUUAGACACUAUUAAAAAACACCCUAUCUCUUUUGGACGUAGUAUGCAAUCAGAAUCUGGAUCAACUAGUACUGUCAAAAAAUCAUUGUUUGGUAUUCAACGUAACAUGUCGGUUCCCAAUACAGCCGAAAGCAAUAUUCCUGGAUUAAUUAAAAAACAAAUUUCAUCUGUGGGACGUGGGACACCACCUCCAGUUCCUCCUAAUAAGCCUAUUAUACCACCAAAAAAGGAUCUAAUAUCAUUCAUUAAAAAGACGCCAGUUGCUGAUAGUGCUGCUUCUACUUCUACUGCUGAAAAAGACUCUCAACUUAGGCAUAAUAAUUUGUUGCCUAAUGAGAUUGUUUCUGUAGAUAAAUCAGACGAAGAGGUAAAAAAUUAGACUCCAAAAAUUUAUAACAUUAUCAGCCCAGCGAAUUAAACCUUGUAUAAAAAUCAUAUUUUUAUGCAUGCGUUCGCUUGACAAGACUUAAAUUGUAUUCUCAAAAUAGAUAAGUAGUAAAUUUUAGUAGAUAAUAGUAAGUUUAUAUUAAUCAUAUUUUACUGUUAAAUACUUCAUACUAAAUGUAACAAAUAAUCAUUUGAGAUUGAUUUUAUUUCAUGAUUGAGUUAUUACGAUAGUUUUACUUUAAUUGUACUUAACUAAUUUAAUAUAACAAAAUGAUUUCUUGCAUACUAAAUAUCAAAAAGUUCCUAGACCGUGCAUCUAAUAUAACUUGGUAUUUAAGGCAAGCUUUAAAAUUUAAUAAUAUUCUAAAACUUAUGGUUGAUAAAAUAAUGUAAGAAUAAUGUCUUGCAUUUUAUAAUUGUUAUCAAGGUAUGUAGUAAACUGCUCAUAUUCUGUUAACUUGAUUUUAUGUUGUACAAUUAUGAAAAUAAUUAGUCUUAAAUUUUAAGGAGGUAUGUUUUUUAAAAACGAAAUACUAUACAUUUUAUAUUUAACAUAUUAAAUUAAAUUCAUUAAAUAACAUAAUUGUUAUUGUAUUAAAGGUUUUGACUUAAAAACCUUGGACAAGUUACCAUAAAAAUGAAUUAUAAAAUUACAUCUUUAAAUUAUCUUCCAAAUAAUAUUAUGACAUAGUUAUAUUAUAAUCAUAGACCAGCUCUGUGAAUUUAAAUCUGAUCAGUGAUUUGGUGGUAAUAUUAACUAAAACCAAGUAUCAUUAUGACAAUAUUUAUAUCUAACUGUUUGGGCACUACCACAAUGGUAUCUCAGACUUAAUCAUACCUUUUAUAUCAACUCAUAACACGUAAUGUUACUUAUAUAAUUUAUAUAAAUAGGGUAUGAAAUAUGAGUAUGAGGUCUAUAAUUAUAAUACAUACUUUAAUCUCAAUUGUACAUAAAAAUAUAUGUAUAGAAUAAUUUUUUUUAGCCUUGUUUAGAAACUUAUUUUUUUUUUUUUAUUGCUUUAUAGAUUGUCAAUGUAAAAUUUAAUCAUUUAUUAGCAGCUUAAUAUAAACCAUUUUUCAUA
Molecule: messenger RNA, 3431 nt
Organism: Aphis gossypii (cotton aphid)
Lineage: Eukaryota; Metazoa; Arthropoda; Insecta; Hemiptera; Aphididae
Gene: Naus
Product: CTTNBP2 N-terminal-like protein
Exons: 10
Coding region: 869-2341 (490 amino acids)
Source: RefSeq, a predicted model, not a curated record